AUGCCUACACUGUCCUCCUUGUCGUCCUCAGGCUCGAGGGACUAUUUUCCAUCACAAGCAGCUCGUCCCUCGGCCUCUGUGUCAGCCUCAGGCUCGAGCUCGGGAGCUCGAGAAGGAAAGUUAUUGGGAAAAGGCCUCUGGUCCGCUCCUUCCUGGUCGAGCUCCUCCGUCCCCUCCGGCUCAGGCGGUCAUGAGGUCAGCCUCGACGAAGAGCCACGAGGCUCACGGUCUCCUUCUGGGUCAUCUCCCUCAUCUAGUCCGAAGUACUCGCUUCCUCCACCACGAGCAGACCAGCGGGUCGGUCUAGGCAUAGUGUCCGUUCCUGCCCCCUCAUCAGCCAACGACCUCACUCCAACCAAACACCGUCCUGGACCGCUCGCACCCACCCCUACCCGCCGUGUCUCUUCCUCCACUUCCAUCCACUCCCUCAACCGCUCUCGCUCGCUCGGAAAUCGGCUCUCAGUCCCCUCAGAGAGCUCUCCUACGCGGAAUGGGAAUCGCACGCCCUCGAUGCGGCUCGGCUGGUCUCGGCGACCCGGAGAGCCAAGGCCACCGCCUAUGGUGGAAGAGGGUGUCAGACAGAAGAUGGAAAGAUGGGUCAAGGAGAUCGUGGUGUGCAAUUUUGACCUGGAAAGGGGGCCAGUGGUGGAAAGACGGGCGGUGGGCAGACGGUGGGGUCCGGGAGAGAAGGAGAAUGUUGCAUUCUCCUCCUUCCCAGAUACAUCCCUCUUCGCAGAAGGCUCGAUCCUCUUCUCCUUCAAAAUCCGACAUACACCUCCUGAUCCCAUCUCCCUCUCUUACCCCGAGCCACCGUCUCCCAUGCCAGACCGCCAUGGGGACUCGGCGAGCUUUAGCAGCUUGACGAGUAGCAGCACCCUGAGCGCAAGCCAGAGUACGCCUGCACUCAUGUCGGAUGGCGAGCGGUCGCUGGAGUAUCGGAAGUGGGAUGAGAGGGGUCGCGAGUGGUUAUAUGGCUUUGUGUGGUUCGAGCAGCGCAAAGACAGGGGAAUCGCGAGGGGUUACAUGCAGAAAUCAUUGGUCAUUCUCACUCACCUCCCGUUCCCCUCCCUCUUCUUUGCGACACUCAACCACCUCGCCCCCGUCUUCUUUGAACACGGCUACUCUGCCCUCGAAGCGGGCUGUCACUCUAUCGCCAACUGGCCAGAUCCACAGAUGGGCAUGACGCUCGAACUUCCCAUCCUCUCGGACCUUAUCACCGUCAAGCUACCUGACGAAGAAAUGCCACAACUAGGACCCAUUCAGAGCUCUCCGAUACUGGCGUCACUGCCGCCAUCUACACCUCUGCGGGCUUUCGCGAACUGUCUUCCCGCGUUAUGGAGCUUGUGGGAGUGUCUAGUGCUCGCGGAGCCUGUACUUGUCAUCGCGCCAGAUCCAAAGACGUGUUCCGAAAUAGUCUGGUGGCUGCGAGACCUUCUUCGACCGAUACCUCCAGCAGGCGACUUCAGGCCGUAUCUUCACAUUCACGACCAUGACUUCUCGCUCCUCGUCAACUCGAAUAAGCCCCAACCUGGUACCGUCGUCGGUGUAACCAAUCCCUUCUUCCGAAAUGCGGCGGCGCACUGGCCAAACGUCAUCUCGAUCAGCGACAAGCAGGCGAAGCGCGCUCCUAAUGGCCUGUCCAGCCCAAAACUGGAUGCGCCCGAGGGCUUUGUUAGCCGGCGGCAACGAGGGGUGUUGAAGGACCGGGCGUUGUUGAAGCGGUUAGAGGCAUUGGUGGCUGAGGGGAAGCUGGAUGAUCCCGGAGGCAACGCCGCUCUCCGACUACACUUUCAGCAACUUACCGAACGCUUCCUCGUCCCGCUAAACCGGUACUUCCAGACGCUCGUUCCUACUUCCUCCCCCUCUCCCACCCCGUAUGCGGGAACUCAGGCCCAAAUCAAACCCUGGUCCAUCCCCAACUUUCUCUCUCACCUGAAGAAUCACGGUCCCAACCCGCUCCUCUUCCGUACCAAAGGUCUCUCUACCAAAUCGAGGGUGGAGAACGAUUUCUACGCGGCGUUUUGCAUGUCUGCAACGUUCGCAGGGUGGCUGAGCGGCAGGAUCGAGAGUCAGGGUCUUGGUACGGGUAUGGGAAGACGAGCAGGUGCGGACGGGAUGAAGCUGCAAAUACCUCAGAGCAGGCUAGGGAGGGGCGUAUCGCCGCCGGGGUCGGUAGAGGGCGAAAGGACCAAGGAGAAGGAAGAGGAGGAGCUCCGACAGAGCAGCGAGGAAGGGUCGUUUGCUUCGCAUUCGCAUGGCGCAGGGUAUUGGCGCGCGAGCGAGGAGAGUCCGAGAGGCGGCAGGCUGGAUGCGUAUGGAAGACGCGCGAGCGAUGGGGCGGUGAAGGCUUUGGCGGGGUGA
Molecule: messenger RNA, 2361 nt
Organism: Dioszegia hungarica
Lineage: Eukaryota; Fungi; Basidiomycota; Tremellomycetes; Tremellales; Bulleribasidiaceae
Exons: 8
Coding region: 1-2361 (786 amino acids)
Cellular component (GO): recycling endosome
Molecular function (GO): guanyl-nucleotide exchange factor activity
Source: RefSeq, a predicted model, not a curated record